GGGGUGCGGUGAGCCAAAAGGACAGGACGAAUAUCACAGACUAAUAAUCCACGAAUAUACUCAUCACUCUUGUCUCUUUGGACCACAUAGCGAAACAGUCAAAAACCAUUCGAAAACCUUGCCAAACCUUGCGAAAACCAGCAAAAUGUUGUGAUAUGGGUUCUCUGUAGCUAAGAUUAUUCUGUAUUAGGGUAAAUAAAGGUGCACAAUAAUGGAGGAAGAAAUAGAUGAUUUGAAGUCGGUGCUGCGAUCGCUCGUGGUGUCGAGCCCGACGCGGAUGGACGCACGAUCGCUGCUGAGGGACUACCGGAACAUGGUCGGCACGCACCUGCCGACGGCGAAGUUCGGCUUCAGGGAUCCUAUAGCUUUCCUCAGAGAACGUUUUAGUGACUGCUUCUUGUUUCAGGGACCCUCUGCCAAUCCUGAGCUGACACUGAUAGUGACAGAAAAUCUAAAGCAUGUUGAUGAACAUGUCCAGAGACAAAAAGUUUCUGCCACCAAUAAGUAUAAAGUGAAACGUAGGAGUGUAUCUGCGGCUACAGUUCGGCCAAGUCAAGGUCUGAUAGCGGAUACAUUCAGCAAUGGAUGGAGCAGAACCAAAAGACUGGUGACCAGUAGCCGGCAGAACGGGGAGUACACAGAUAGUACAGACAGUUCUACAGACAACCAUGCAACCAUUAAACACAAUGGUGAACCAUCAACACACCGUCAAGUCAACUCACAGGAACAGCCCCGUGAUCGCAGGGAUUCCUUCAGAGAUGACGACUCGGGGCGGCUGACUGCUUCAAGCUCCAGCAGCGGCGGCAAGCGUGCACAACUAGAGGAGUUGAAAAAGGAGGUGCUGGAUCUUGUGUUGGAACAUUCCAGUGGACUUAUGUGUACAGAGCUGAUGAAAGUAUACAGCGAGCGUCACGGGCGUGAGCUGAACUUCACGCGGUUCGGGUACACGAGCAUCCUGAGCCUGGCCGGCAGCGUGCGCGGCGUGACGGUGACGGCGGACGGCGCGCGCGGCGACUGGCUGCUGAGCGACGCUGCGCGCGCGCCGCCGCCGCGCCCGCCGCCGCCGCGCGUGCUGCCGCGCGCGCCCGCCCGCCCCAGCCUGCCCGCCGACCCCGAGGAGGCGCUGCCGGGGAUCCCCUAUGCCCCGGACGUGUUCCCCGAGGACUGCAUGGGGCUGGCGGACAGCAUCCCGGCCGCCAGCCUGGCGGGCUUGGCCGUGGGCGACGAGUUGGAGGUGGCGGUGGGCGAGGUGUACUCGCCCAGCCACUUCUGGCUGCAGCGCCUGGGCGACGAACACAACAUCGCCAUGGAGAACAUGAUGGACGACAUGAACCGCUACUACGAGCGCGGCGAGGGGAAGCACCGGCGGCUGUCGGCGGCCGCCGUGCGCGUGGGCUUCUACUGCACCAGCCGCUACGACGGCGACUGGCACCGCUCGCUCAUCGUCCGGAUACUCGACGUCGACACUGUCAAGGUGCGGCACGUGGACUACGGCACGGUGGAGCGCUGCGCCGUGAGCGCGCUGCGGCCGCUGCGGCGCGAGUGGAGCGCGCUGCCGGCGCAGGCCAUCCGCGGGCGGCUGGCGAACGUGCGCCCCGUGGCCGGCGGCCGCCGCUGGCCGCUCGCCACGAGCCUGCACUUCCUGAAUUUAAUUCAAUGGAAGCCUCUCAUCGCGCGGGUGAAGGCGCUGGACUCGCAGACCGACAUGCUGGAAGUGAUCCUCAUCGACACGUCUACCGAGGACGACUGUUGCAUCGCCACCCAGCUCAUCACCGCCGAGCACGCCGACCGCCGCACCGACCCUGCGCUCGGGACGUCGGAGUGUUACCUGUACCCGCACUUCGAGGCGCUGGAGAGCGGCGCCACGCCCAACUUCGAGGAGGUGAACGCCUACGUGCGCGACGGCAUCGAGCUGGACUUCGUGGACGACUACCGGAACCACGUGCCGCCCUGCCUUCCGCCCGCGGACGAGCAGUCCGCUGCGCCCGCCGCCGACGCGGCCCAGCAGACCGCGGCGCCCGCCGCCGACGCGGCCCAGCAGACCGCGGCGCCCGCCGCCGACGCGGCCCAGCAGACCGCGGCGCCCGCCGCCUGCGCCGGCGACAUCCUCGCGCUGCAGCUGCCCGUGCCCGAGCUCCAUCGCGCACAGGCGAGCUACAGCCCUACUGCCGCAAUACUGCCGAUUGACGGCAUGUGGCUGACGGGGACUGAUUUGUGCUGCUAUUUGACGCUGCAUCGCCAGAACCCCGACUGGGGACACUAUUUCUUGAUGAGCGCCAUGACGCGCGCGUGGAACGUGUCCCGCCUCAACCCGAACGCGCACGACUUCCGCCUGACGCCGCCCGGCUACACAGAUAAUAACUCCACCUCGUAGUUACUUUGUUUAUUGAUUGCUAUUCAAAGCACUGACGAUCCUUAUCGAGUUAUCAAUAUAUUUAGGAUCUACUUCACGACCGCCAGAUAAACUUUAUCUAACGGACAAAUUUGUCAUUUUGACAGAUCCCCAAUACAAAAACUGACAUAACGUCCAAUUUAUUCGUUAGAUAAAGUUCACCUGGAAGUUGUGAAACUGGCUCUAAGAAUAGUGCCUUCAGUGUCAGUACAGUAUGUACUACCAUUUUUAUAAGUGACGCAAAUGUCUCAGCCAAUCAUAGCGUGCGACUAUACCUACGCUUGCGCGCCAUGUUUUGUACGCGCGAAUUAUUGAGCGAGAUAGCACGAGUAUCUGUUGUUCUUGCUUUAACCCGACUACGGCAAAGCCGAAAGGAAGGGUUGUUAGUCUUAACGUUAGGCAAUAAGGUCUAUAUUUCAUUGGUGUACCAAUCGGUUUAGUCAGCGUUAGGUUGCGUUUCUCUACGCAAACGAAUUUUGCAGAUUUGACUUAUAAACGUGGUAGUAGGUACUGUACAUAUGUAGCCGCUCAUACUAGUAGUUCGCGGUAUUAUGCAAUUAGAAAAAAACUGUGAUUGGUGUACCAUGUUAUUUUUUGUGUAAAGUUUUAGACUUUGUGAGUCUAGUCUUAAAGUGACUCCGGUACUUUUAGUGUUUAAGAAACGAGUUACAUAGUUUGUAAGAAGCCUGAUUCUCGGUACUCAUUUUUAAAGGGAACGUUUUGAUUCUCGCAUUUUUUUCCUAUAGUUGUAAGAGCAACAGAGUUGUUAUUCUAAGCUAAUAUUCUGGUUGUGUCGCUAAUCCUGUAAACACAAUCUCUAAACUAAACUAAAUUGACAGGUCUAAAUCUACUACUGCUAUUCUUUUCCACAGGGAGUGUUAUGAAAGGGAUAACAAUACAUUAAACUUGUCAUUUUAGUUUAAAGAUGGUGUACAACAGAUUUAGUUGCAUAUCCUUCAUGAAACAUUAUACUUAUUUAGUAGUACCUUUUGUUAACUGACAUUUGUAUAAGUACAGUGCGUAGGUACAUUAUGAGAUCGCAUUCGCCAUUUUAGCGCAGUGUCUCAAACAUCAUGUCAAAAUACAGUUCACCUUUGAAUGAAGGACUCAAAUUGUACUUUUGACAUGAAAGUUGACACAGCGCUAAAAUGGCGAGUGAGAUAUCAUAAUGUAUCAUUGUACAUUAUUUUGCAUUAAAUAUAAUAAUUAUAGAAUAACUUGUGAGAUGGAAGUUAUAUAGAGCAUACUUUGGCUUUAUUCAAAUUCAAAAAGACGGUUAAGAGCUCGCUUCAUCGAAGCGAUAACUCAUUGGCGG
Molecule: messenger RNA, 3707 nt
Organism: Maniola jurtina (meadow brown)
Lineage: Eukaryota; Metazoa; Arthropoda; Insecta; Lepidoptera; Nymphalidae
Gene: tej
Exons: 12
Coding region: 212-2374 (720 amino acids)
Source: RefSeq, a predicted model, not a curated record